AUGAGUGCAAGAGAAACUAGCCAAAAACGAAAACAAUGGAAAAAUAAUACUAAAGUUUAUAGGGUAAAGCGAGUUACAUUACAAACAAGUUUACAGAAAAUAGUUGAAGAAACACCCCCACCACGUCCUGCACCACCUUUACAGCACAGAGCAGAGAAUUUGUCUGCUCUCAAUAGACGUAGAAUGCGCAAGCGGCGAACUAUUCUGUACGCGAAGAUUAAAAGUUUGGAAAACAAAGGAAGGCAGCGGGGACAGUCUCCAGGUCCGACGACCUCCAAGGAUACGGCGAUCGCUCCAAACGCGGGCGUUGUGCAGGCCUCGGUACUCGUCGAGCCUGACAAGGAUAAGGAAGAAGAAGAAAAGGCGUUGAUGUGCUCGCCGAUACUGAAUAAUCCCUCUCCUGAUGGAUCGUACAACCAGGAGCAGGAUAAAACUGUCAGGGGGAUGAGGUACGUUAAAUAG
Acanthoscelides obtectus is the source of this 462-nucleotide messenger RNA. NCBI's taxonomy places the organism in Eukaryota, Metazoa, Arthropoda, Insecta, Coleoptera, Chrysomelidae. The record is from the annotation of a GenBank genome assembly.